AUUCCAAAUUCCAAAACCAAUGUGCUAUCUCUUCCUUUAAUUUAUUCACUUUCAAAAGCAAAGCAAUCUCUCUCUAUUCACCACCGCCCUAUUCCACCAUUAACCUUCAAACCACUUUCAUUUCAUCACAAGUAAAACACAAACAAUAACACUGAACGAGGUAACCUAGCAGUCACCUUCAUCUUUUCUUUUUUCAUCUCUCUCUCUCAUCUCUCUCUCUCACACAAAUGGACCAACCUCUUCAUCAUCUUCAAGAAACCAAACCCACCGCCAUCACCGUUGUUACCACCACUCCAAGCGAAACACCUAACACCAGCACUGAUAACAGCAAUAACAGUAGCAACAACAACAACACUAUUAAGAAUCGUAAAUGCAAAGGUAAAGGUGGACCUGAUAACAACAAAUUCAGAUACCGUGGUGUUAGACAACGUAGUUGGGGUAAAUGGGUUGCUGAAAUUCGUGAGCCUCGGAAACGUACUCGUAAAUGGCUUGGUACUUUUUCAACUGCUGAAGAUGCUGCUAAAGCUUAUGAUCGCGCUGCUAUUAUUCUCUACGGUUCUAGGGCUCAGCUGAAUCUUCAAACCUCCGUUUCUUCUUCCAAUUCUUCUUCUCAAAACUCUUUGUCUUCUUCCAAUCGUAACUCUUCUUCUACUUCCACAAAUACUCUCCGUCCUUUACUUCCUCGUCCUUCUGGUUUUUCUGUUUACAAUAAUCUUGUACCAUUUGGUGUUUACAAUAACUUCCAUCAUCAACAACAACAGCAACAACAACCGGUUUUCGAUAAUAACAUUCAUCUUCAUCAUCAACCACUGGUGCAAGUGCAACUUCAACAACAACAACAAUAUAAUCAACAGAUUCAAGAUUUUGAGCAACAUGCAAGUGGCGGUUCGACUUCUGUUAGGUCAAUUACCUCGUACCAGAAUAUUCAUGGUGUUUAUAAUGAUCAAGAACAACAUGCAGAAGAUGUUUUGAAUCAGCAACAGAUGCAGAAGAUUAAUAAUAAUGUUGAGAAUUGUGAUGUGGUUGAGGGAAUUAUGAGCGGUUCAAAUUUGGUGGGGUUAACAAGUUUUGAUUCUUGUCAAAAUAUUAGUACAAAAAUGGAUGGAACAGUGGUGGAUCCAGAUCCAGAAGGGGUUUGUGUUGGUUCUCCAAAUUCUAUGUGGCCUUUGACAAGUGAUUUAUGGGACUAUAGUGAUCCUCUCUUCUUUGAUUUUUGAGGAAAUAUUUAUUUAUUUUUAGUUAUUCCAGGUUUAUUUAUUUGAUUUUAAAUAUUUUUUUUGGUAUUGUUUUGAUUGGACUGAAUUUACUAUACUCAAUAAAAGAUGAUUUUAAUAAAA
Messenger RNA from Lathyrus oleraceus (garden pea), 1337 nucleotides. Its product is annotated as ethylene-responsive transcription factor ABI4. Gene Ontology annotation, molecular function: transcription cis-regulatory region binding; DNA-binding transcription factor activity. The transcript has a single exon. The coding region runs from base 228 to 1217 and encodes 329 amino acids. Lineage: Eukaryota; Viridiplantae; Streptophyta; Magnoliopsida; Fabales; Fabaceae. Gene Ontology annotation, biological process: positive regulation of DNA-templated transcription; response to stress. The record is from RefSeq and is a predicted model, not a curated record. Gene Ontology annotation, cellular component: nucleus.